Molecule: messenger RNA, 2122 nt
Organism: Myotis daubentonii (Daubenton's bat)
Lineage: Eukaryota; Metazoa; Chordata; Mammalia; Chiroptera; Vespertilionidae
Gene: CD200R1
Product: CD200 receptor 1
Biological process (GO): regulation of neuroinflammatory response
Cellular component (GO): external side of plasma membrane
Molecular function (GO): signaling receptor activity
Source: RefSeq, a predicted model, not a curated record
AUGUGUGUGUACGUGUGUCCAGUUAAUACUUCCCUGCCUGUACUGGUGGAUGCAAAGGCUGUGCUCUCUUGUCCUUCUAUCCUGUUGACAAAUGUGGUCGUGAUAACAUGGGAAAUAUUCCUCAGUGACAAGCCUUCCUGCAUCAGAGCUUACAGGAGAGACAAAAAUGAGACCACAGAAAAAAACUGCACUGACGGGAGAAUGACCUGGCCCGACAGACCUGACCAGAAUUCUGCCCUUCAGAUUGACCCAGUGGCCAUCACUCAUGAAGGGUAUUACAGGUGUACAGUGGCAACACCUGAUGGGAAUUUCUAUCAUGGAUAUCAACUCCAAGUGCUAGUGGCCCCUGAGGUGACUCUGUUUCAAAGUGAGAAUAGAACUGCAGUGUGCAAGGCAGUUGCAGGGAGGCCAGCUGCUCGGAUCUCCUGGACCCCAGCAGGAGAUUGUGUCCCUCAGUAUGAAUAUUGGGGCAAUGGCACAGCUACUGUCCAGAGCAUGUGCCACUGGGCAGAUGUCAAUGUGUCUAUUGUGUCCUGCUCUGUCUUCCAUGAGACUGGCAACUGGAGUCUGUCCAAAGACCUGAAUCCAGGUGUCAAAACAUCAAAAACCUUAAUUAUUCUAUAUAGCAUCCUUCCUAUUAUUAUCGUGGUUAUCGUGGGAUUCAUUUGGCUUUUGAAAAUCAUUGGCUGCAGAAAAUAUAAAUUGAAAAAAACAGAACCUACUCCAGGUGUUGAGGAGGAUGAAAUGCAGCCUUAUGCCAGCUAUACAGAGAAGAGCAAUCCACUCUAUGAUACUACAAACAGGGUGAAGACAUCUCAGGUGUUACAAAGUGAAGUUGAUGGGAUGAAUCUCCAUACUUUAUAAAUUGCUGGAAUCUAGGACCAGGAGAAAUGAAUUGAGAUACAAUGCAGUCACUGUUUUGAUUUUCUUAGAGUUGUAGAAAGGAAGACCUGUUUCGAAAUUAGAUUUUCAAAUAUUCUUAGAAGAUAGAGAUGUUCUAAAGGAUUUGCAUUCAUAUCCUUAUGCAAUUGAAAUUUUAGAAUCUUAGCUGCUAAUAGCUAGUUCUCUGAAGAACUGAUAUUAUUACAAAGAAAUCACAUGUUUAUGAUUAAAUAUUCAAAUUGUUCAGUACAGUAGGUAAUGAAAACUGGUUCCCUCAAUAAAUAAUUCUGCAGAAGGAACAUUCAUGAACAGGUUUUAUGCAUUCUUUCAGAAAAUUUCUGUGUGCUUAUGAUAUAUUUAUAUACCCAUGAUAUAUGUGAAUAUUAUAUGUCUAUUUACAUAUACAUACAUAUAUCCUUGAUGACACACAAAUGAGAAAAUGCUACAAUGCUGUUCUGUACUUAUAGAAAGCUAAUAAUAUAAUAUGUCUUGUUAAAUCUUUUAUCUUUUAUCCACACAAACAGAGCUACCUCAUUCUUCUUAAUGUUAGAUAAAAUUUCAUUGUAUGGUUGUAUUGUAAUUUAACUAACCACAACUCUUGUGAUGGACAGUUAGAUUGUUUUAAGUUUUGUUUAUUUGUUUGUUUUGCUAUGAUAAACAAUACCAUACAGAAUGUUUCUUCUGGAUAUGUCUUUGUAGUUGAGUAUAUUUAUAGAGUAAUUUCCUUGAGUGGAAUUUACAGGUCAAAGGGUUUGUGCAUUCUUAAUAUUGAUUGAUAUGUCAAAUUGUAUCUAUUUACAUUCCCUCUAAUUGUAUUUGAAUGUGCCUUUCUCCAUACUGUUAUUUUAGUAUCUACAAAUUCCCACUUUUUAUUGUUAAUCAACCAGUUAGCUAAUCUGAUGCAAAAUUAUAGUAAGAACUAGAGGCCUGGUGCACAAAAAUUUGUGCACUUUGGGGGGAGGGGUCCCUCAGCCUGGCCUGUGCUCUCUCGCAGUCAGGGACCCCUUGGGGGAUGACCACCUGUUGGCUUAGGCCCGCUCCCCAGAGGAUUGGGCCUAAGCUGGCAGUCAGAUAUCCCUCUGGCAGCCCGGGAGCCCUCGGGGGAUGUCCACUUGCCAGCAGGGAGCAGGCCUAAACUGCAGUUGGACAUUCUUAGUGCUGCUGAGGAGGCAGGAGAGGCUCCCACCACCACUGCUGUACUGGCAGCCAUCAGCCUGGCUUGUGGCUGAGCAGAGCUCCC